Messenger RNA from Drosophila persimilis, 1398 nucleotides. It is a transcript of the gene cbc, whose product is annotated as protein CLP1 homolog. Bases 29 to 1306 code for a protein of 425 amino acids. Gene Ontology annotation, molecular function: polynucleotide 5'-hydroxyl-kinase activity. Gene Ontology annotation, biological process: tRNA splicing, via endonucleolytic cleavage and ligation. The record is from RefSeq and is a predicted model, not a curated record. The transcript has 4 exons. Gene Ontology annotation, cellular component: nucleus; mRNA cleavage factor complex. Lineage: Eukaryota; Metazoa; Arthropoda; Insecta; Diptera; Drosophilidae.
GUUUUUUUUAUUUAUUAAAAUUUUUGGAAUGUCGGAUCAUCAAAGCAGAGGUCAGGACUUCAGCCUGGAGGCAGACUCCGAGCUGCGUUUUGAAAUAGAGCAGAAGGACGCCAAAGUGUUGGUUACACUAGUCAAUGGAUUUGCGGAGCUCUUUGGAACCGAGCUGGUUAAGAAAAAGAAAUAUGAGUUUGGGAUGGGGGCCAAGGUGGCGAUCUUCACAUACCAAGGAUGCGUUCUUCAUGUCACUGGCAAAAUGGACGUUUGCUACAUAUCCAAGGAGACUCCGAUGGUCCAGUACGUCAAUUGUCACGCGGCACUUGAACAGUUUCGCACGGAGGCCGAGGAGAAGGAUAGACGUGGUCCGGUGGCCAUGGUGGUGGGACCCACGGACGUCGGCAAGAGCACGCUCUGCCGGAUUCUCCUGAACUAUGCAGUCAGGGUCGGGCGCCGGCCUCUCUACGCGGACCUCGAUGUGGGCCAGGGAGCAAUCGCCAUAUCCGGCAAUGUGGCCACCAUACUCAUCGAAAGGCCAGCCAGUGUCGAGGAAGGUUUUCCCAAGACCGCCCCGCUCGUCUACCACUUCGGACACAAGUCACCCAGCGGCAACAGUGUCCUCUACAACGCAGUGGUCUCCAAGAUGGCCGAGGUCACGCUGCAGUCACUUAACGGGAACAAGCGCACAAAAAGCUCCGGCAUCAUAGUCAACACCUGCGGCUGGGUCAAGGGCCAUGGGUAUGCGCAUCUGCUUCAUGCAGCCAGGGCCUAUGGUGCUUGCGCUAUUUUCGUAUUGGAUCAGGAGCGACUGUACAACGAGCUGCUGCGGGAUGUGCCCUCAAGCGUUCAUGUGGUCCUGUUGCCCAAGAGUGGCGGUGUUGUGGAGCGCAGCAAGGAGCUGAGGCACGAGUGCCGGGAUCAGCGCAUCAAGGAAUACUUCUAUGGCAAUGCCCGUGCCCCCUUCUAUCCGUUUUCCUUUGAGGUGAAAUUCCAGGAGCUGCGAUUGUACAAAAUUGGCGCUCCUCCGCUGCCAGACUCCUGCAUGCCCAUCGGCAUGAAGGCCGAGGACAACAAGACAAAAGUGGUGGCUGUAACGCCAACCCCGGCACUGAUCCAUCACGUGUUGGCCCUGUCUUUUGCAGAGUCCGUGGACGAUGAUGUGAUUGGCACGAAUAUUGCAGGCUUCUGUUGCGUUACCGAGGUGGAUAUGGAAAGGCAAGUCGUUAUGCUCCUCUCGCCGCAACCACGACCCCUGCCGCCGAACGCUCUGCUGCUGUGGUCGGAGCUGCAAUUCAUGGACAACCAUACCUAGCAUUAGGUUAACUUUUAUUUAAUUUAGAGUUUAUUAAGCACUACAUUAAAAUUAGAUCGAUGGAGCCAACUAGUGAUUGGCUUUGAAUUCAA